Molecule: messenger RNA, 1232 nt
Organism: Brachypodium distachyon (stiff brome)
Lineage: Eukaryota; Viridiplantae; Streptophyta; Magnoliopsida; Poales; Poaceae
Product: proline-rich receptor-like protein kinase PERK2
Exons: 3
Coding region: 13-981 (322 amino acids)
Source: RefSeq, a predicted model, not a curated record
CCCAGCCCUCCAAUGCAUCGUAGAUCGUACCACAAACCGCAAACGCGAAACAGAUCGAUAACCCAAACACCAUCCCCGAUGCAAGCAAACAUGGAGCCAUCCAAGCUCGCCGUCGCUCUGUUCUUCGCGUUGGCGCUCCUGGCGGCGUCGUUGCAGCCAUCGGAAGCCAUCAGGGCCCAAGGAGUCCUCAACCCCGCAGCAGAUGACCAACGAGCCAACGCCGACGUCGUACAUCCGUUGACAUGGCCCGGCUUCCCCAACAUCCCGGGCUUCCCGCCGCUGCCGCCAUUGCCGCCGCACCCCGGCUGCCCUCCCCUGCCGCCGAUUCCCGGCCUCCCGAUGCCUCAGAUCCCUGGCUUCCCGAUCCCAGCCGUCAAUCCCCUGCCCCAACCUCAAUCCCCUCCUCCCCCAACUCCAACUCCAGUUCAAAUCCCACCACCAUUGACGCCUCCCCCUGUGCUGCCAACCCCACCACCAUCGACGCCAUUGACGCCUGCCCCAGCUGCGUCAACCCCGCCACCAUCGACGCCAUUGACGCCGCCGCCGGCACCUUCUACCCCGCCUCCGCCGCCGCCGCCGCCGCCGCUCCAAUCGGGUUCUCCGAUCCCGCCGUCACCGGCGACCCCACCGCCGCCGCCGCCAUCGCCGUCGCAGCCCAAGGAGUGCCUGCCGUCGCUGAUGGGGCUUAACCCCUGCAUGGGCUACCUCACCAACACCAGCGUGUCGUCGCCUCCGGCGGAGUGCUGCGCGGGCUUCAAGUCCCUGGUGGACACGGCGCCCAUCUGCCUCUGCCACGGCCUCAACGGCGACAUCAACACGCUCAUGCCCGCGCCCAUGGACUCCAUACGCAUGAUGUCCCUCCCGGGCUCCUGCAACGUCCCGCUCCCGCUCCAGGCGCUCGCCCAGUGCUCAUCGCCAAAUGUGCCGCCGUUGAGGGCUCCUGCUCCUGCAGCACCUCCAUCUCCAAAGUCGUCUCCGUAAAAGGCAACAAGGAUGCACAUGAGUUCCUUCGUUUAUAGUCCAGUCAAGAUCCGUAAUUAGCAUUAGAUUCGAAUAUAUAUUUUAGAUCAGAUGUGAUUCAGUACUCAGUAGUCAGAGCACAUAUAUGCCUUAGAUAGGAAUGUCCUCUGUCCAUCGGUACAGAUAGGUAUAGCUAAAUUUAUCAAGUCUCUUUUCCUAUGCACUGUAUAUACGGUCGUCAAUAUAUAUUACACGGUGCUAUUGUGGAUCGA